GACGCGCCCGCAUCAAAACUCGGCAUAUGGCUAAAAGUUUUUAUCCAUCGUCGCCGUCACCAACCGUAGCUGUACGGGCCGAAGAACGCGAUGGAUAUCAACGAUCUCUUGGCGCAAGACGUUUCUGGUCUCAGCGAUAUGUCUGAUGACGAAGACAUCCCCUAUGAGCCGCUUGUGAACCUUGAAGGGAUAGCGAAGGACGUAUAUGACCCGUCCAAGACGUGGCAGGAAAACGAAGGCAUUCCGGAUCCUGUUCCCGACCCCAUUCCCGAUACAGACGAUGAGGACCGCGACCCUGAAUUGCGAGCUACAAUGCCGCGGCGCACUACCAAACGAAGCCGCCUGACAUCGCGAGCACCGAGAUCAGCCAACAGAGUUCAGAAAAAGAGGCCACAGAAAAAGGUUGCGGGAGCGCCGGCACGCACCAGAUUGGUAUUCUCUGCCGGUAUGGCUGCCCGGAUGAUGGAACUGUUUUCUGGAGAGGUGCGCGCUGGCAAUUUCGGGAACAACAAGACCGAAUAUCCGCGGCGGAUUAUGGAGCGGGUACGCAAGACGAUGGAGUCCGAAUACCCUGGGCACCCGUGGACCGUGACGAAGCUGGAGUACAAGCUGAGGAAAGAGGAGAACCGAUAUAGACUGUUGCUUGCUCUUUUGGCGAUGCCAGGCGCCAAAUAUGACGAGCUGAGCGGCCUACCCCAGGCGCCAGAAAACGUUUGGGCGAAAUUCCUUGCUGAGCACCCAGAGGGGCGAUGGUUGCAAACCCAACCACUGGGCGAUCGUACGGCUUAUGCAGAUGUCUACCAUCGCUGGGUUGCAACAGGCCAGUAUAUCGUACCGGCGAGCGCAUUGGUCGGCCGCUUCUCAGACUCCGAUAGCGACAUGGACUCCGACCUGGACUCCGAUGACAUCGACUCCGACCUGGACUCCGACGGCAUCGACUCCGACCUGGACUCCGACGACAUCGACUCCGACGACAUCGACUCCGACGACUCAUACAAUAGAGAGUUGGAGGCGAGGUUAGCGCGCACGAUGGCCGCAAUGGCGCGCGCGAUGGAGCCCGAGCCGUUUCCCGGCGCCAAAGAUUGCCGGGUGGCUUGUAAGGCCGUUCAACGGGACUUUGCGGGGAAGAUGACGGUCAAAGAAAUGGCCGAAGUUAUCAGCAAAUUUGUCGACCCCAAGUGCGCAAUUGCGUGGAAUCGGCUAUCAACAGAGGGCCAAGCCGAGCUCGCGAGGGAAUGGCUGGGAAAAUAAUUGGGUGGAUGUGGACGAGGGUACCAUUUCGAUGUAUUUGACUGUAUAACUCUGUACCUACCUAGAUAUUGAUACAUUUCACUCACUCAAUUACACAUGCACUUCGUACGUGCAUUACAUACAAAAUAGGUUGUGGUUUGGUCCGUCCCGAGUUGCUGUUGAGACAGUGAUGUGAUGCGCCAGGGACCGUGCACU
This is a messenger RNA of Chaetomium fimeti, 1446 nucleotides long. RefSeq lists its product as uncharacterized. The transcript has a single exon. The record is from RefSeq and is a predicted model, not a curated record. The coding region runs from base 91 to 1251 and encodes 386 amino acids. Lineage: Eukaryota; Fungi; Ascomycota; Sordariomycetes; Sordariales; Chaetomiaceae.